Molecule: messenger RNA, 1911 nt
Organism: Pichia kudriavzevii
Lineage: Eukaryota; Fungi; Ascomycota; Pichiomycetes; Pichiales; Pichiaceae
Exons: 1
Coding region: 1-1911 (636 amino acids)
Biological process (GO): mitochondrial respiratory chain complex III assembly
Cellular component (GO): mitochondrial inner membrane
Source: RefSeq, a predicted model, not a curated record
AUGUUUCCCAUGAGGACAUUCAAGGCGACAUACGCAGACAAGGCAGUUUCACUCAGACUGUUGAACCGGCGUAUAUUGCAUACCACUGCAGUUCGAUUGGCUGAAGAAGAUGCAAAGAAUGCUCCGAAAUCUACAACAGACAUAGAAGACGACGAUACGCUUAAACACCUAUACAAGAGAAAGUACCAGUUUGUCCAAAAGCAAAAUUUAGAGGAUCCAUAUAACGUUUUGCAUGAAUCCCAACACCAGUCAAAUUCUUAUGGCGAACAUCAGAACUCUUCUCAAUCAGACGAUGAAAAGACGUUCCAGUUAACCCAAAGGUUGAAAUUUAUAGCUGGAGGCGUGGCGGCGUUGGUUAUCACUUUAGGAAGUUUGGAAGUGUACAACAACUGGAGCUUCCUCAAGUCUAAAUACUUUGGCAAUGGUGAACUGGAAUCGUUUGAUGAAAUGUAUGAAAGAAUUAAGAAUAAAAAGCAAAAGAAAAAACAAGAAUUAGAGCUUUUUGCAAAAACCAUAACUAAUCCGAACGACUCCUCCGUUCCAGGUGUUUAUGUUUGUGGUGAUAACCGGUCGCAACUGGUUUCCGAUGAGAAGGACUACCAAUUGAUUCCAGUUUUCAAGAGAAUCGAUGCAUUUGACAAUAUGAUUGUGAAGGACGUUGCAAUUGGAGACAAAUCCGGUGCCCUUAUUGACGAGAGGGGUUCUUUGUAUCAGUGGGGUGCGGGUUUCGGUGGAGAUCCCAGAAUUCCAAGUAUCAAGGGCAAGAACUUGAAGAAAGUCCAGAUUAGCAAUGAUACCGUUUAUGUGCUCUCAGAAAAGGGAGAUGUUUUUUACCUUCCAGAGAGCCAUGAGCUACAAAAUCAGCAUGUACACAAGCAGAGAGGAUGGUUUGGCUCAUAUGAUGUUAAAUUCCAAAAACUUGACACAUUGAAAAGGAAGAUUGUCGACAUUCGGGCCGGUUCACAGCACUUAGUCUUACUAGAUGACAAGGGGAAAGUUGCCACUACUGCCACAGGAUAUGACAAUGGCAUUGAACAAUCUUAUGGUCAAUUUGGUCUUCCAGAGUUUUCGCAAUUUGAUGCACCUCCAAGAAUAAAUGAAAUCCAUGAUGUUGUCUUGCUCAACAGGUACUUGAAGAAUGGUAAAGUUGCCGAAAGAAAGAUCACGCAAAUUGCAGCUGGGGAUUUCUUCACCCUCUGCUUAGAUCAAGCAGGCUCUGUUUGGGCUUUUGGUAAGAAUACAUAUGGUGCCAUAGGUUCAACGAUUAACUUCGAUACUGAAAUUAUCCCAUACCCUACUCAAGUGAAGUUCAUUUCUUCCCAUUUCAAGAGAAGUGAGUUUCCUCGCUGUGUUAGCAUUGCAGCUGGUGGAGAGUCAGCAUAUGCGACCUUCUCGUCAUCAAACAUGUAUGAACUCUUUGAGAGGAGCUUAAAAGACGGAGCAGGCGGUCAACCCACGUUUGAACCAUUGGGAGAGGUCGAGGAAAGUAAGCUCCAUUUAUCCUGGGGUCAUGGCUUGAAAGGUGAGUUGGGAUUAGGCCAUUUCAUUCAUGGCAGCUCAGAGCCUAAGAAAAUAAAGGUUUUGAACGACAUCAAGGAAUACAAUGAAAUUACCAACAAACUCGAAAAAAUCGGUAUAAAGAGCUGGUCUGCCGGCAAGAACCAUGUGGUGGUCACUUUGCAGAACAACGACGUCUAUGUGUGGGGAGACAACGAGUUCGGCCAAUUAGGCAACGGGAAAAGAAUAAGAGCAGGGGCUCCUAUAAACAUUCCAUCCUUGUUGGAACCUAGUGAUAGAGAAGUAAAGUAUUCGAGAUUCAACGACAGACUACAGUUGAUUGACAAUGGCAAAGUUCACCAAGAAAUCGUUGCGGGAAACUACACCACUGCCAUUGUCUACAAGAAGGACUAG